AUGGCAGCAAGGAAUGAGAUGAAGUUGGAAAAGCUAAUUGAUGAAGCUACAAGGAAAAAAGAUUUCCAAUUAUUAGAACAUUUUCUGCAAACAAAGGACUGUGAAAAUCUCUCUCAUAAAUGCAGCAAACAAUUUGUCAACAAAUUAGACAAGCUUCUGUGUCGGGAACUUGACAAACAAGAAGUCAAAAAUAUUUCAACUUUACUAAGUUCUUUUCAGAAAUGUGGGAAAAAAAUCAGCAUAGCAGGCGAAGAUGGGCUCCCAGCAAUGAUGAAAUACGGUCUUGUUGAAAGGAUGGUGAAUUGGUUUGAAAAGGUAAAAACAGUUCUGAUUCUUAGAGGAAAUGAGAAAAAUGAAGUGCUUACAAGUUUAGCUGAAGAUUUCUUCGACGUGUUACUGAUUAUAUGUGAUACCAGUCCUGAAGGUAAAAUGCAAAUACUAGAAAAGUUUGUACUGAGAGCAUGUACCCUCAUUGCUGAUGUAAGAAUUAAUAUUUACGUUCAGCAGGAGGUAGUAAGAAAACUUAAUUUAAUGCUUGACAACAUGCCUCGAGAUGCGAGGAAAAAGAUAUUUUCUGCAAAGGAAAUAUUGCUUGUCAUGAGUGAUAUGGGGAGAAGAAUUUUAGAUGCUGGAGACUAUGACCUGCAAGUAGCCAUUACAGAAGCGUUGUGCAGAAUGACAUCAGAAAAACAAAGAGGAGAACUGGCAUGCCAGUGGUUUUCCAUGGAGUUUGUGUCCAAUGCAUUUAAAGGAAUUAAAGAUUCUGAGUUUGAAACAGACUGCAGAAAAUUUCUUAACCAGGUGAAUGGCAUGCUUGGAGACAACAGAAGGGUUUUUACGUAUCCGUGUUUAUCAGCAAGUCUUGAUAAAUAUGAGCUACGGAUACCAUUGGAUGAAAAUCUUGAAGAAUUUUGGAUUGAUUUUAACGUUGGUAGUAGAAGUAUAUCUUUCUAUGUGGCAGCAGAUAAUGCUGAUCAUCAAUGGGAAACAGUCAUUAUACCAGAAGAAGAGGUAGAAGAGUACAGCCUUGAAGAGAAAGAUUCAAAGAAAUUAUUAACGAUAAGUCUAAAAAACCCAGUGAGUGUGGGUGAUCAAGGAGGAGAUGUUUUUUUUAUAUAUUUUGAUUCUAUCUUGGAAAUUAAAGAUGUGACCAGAAAGAUUUAUGGAGUACACAAAUGUAAGGGAUUUAAUAAGAAGCAGUCUACGUCAGUUGCCAAAACAACUGUACAUGUUGUUUUUGAUGAAAGUGGUUCACAGGUUCUGGUACCAGAAAGUCAGUUGUCAUCAUGUUUAGAAGAAAAAGCUGAAGUGGAAGAGAAAUUCAGUGAGUCUAAAAACCAGCAACUUCCUGGAACCCUAAGGUCUCUGAAUAAAAAAGCCACCAAAGACAUUUGCAAAGAUGCUUCCUCCAAGAUAAUCACAUCUUGUAAAAGGAAAGUGUCUGAAGCAUCAGUGAUUAUUUCUGGAACUACAAGAUUUCCUACAAGGAAUCCACUGGUAUCUUGUACUACAUCCACUCCCUGUAAAGGACGAUUUAAAUUACCAUUGCCAAUGAUAAGUUCUGCUGAAAGGGCUAACAUUAGUGUAAUAAAUGAGACCAGAAAGAAGAAUUUACAUCAAGAAGCUACUGGACAAAUCUGUGCUGAAGAAGUUUUAGAAAUGCUACAUGAGACAGAACAUGAGGCCAGUCAAAAAGGAACUUUAGAUGAAGAACUAGAUAUUGUUCCUGAUUCUCAACCAGUAAUGAGAUGCAACAAAUCUUUAUUACCUGGUCUUUUGGAAGGAUCUUUUGAUGAAAUAAAAACAUGGAAAAAACGAACAUGCUCUGUUCCUGAGACUAAUAUAACAACCUGUGACAAGCAAAAGCUAAAUCUGUCAUCAGGGCAUACAUCCCAUCCAGCUAGAGUGUCUGAAACAUCUUUGAAUUCUGAUUUUACAAAAUACAAGGAUACGAAAGAGGAAGAUACUUUCUUUAGAAAAGAGACUGCAAAUCAUAAACAGUCAAAGAUGAAAUCAAAGUCUAAAGAAGUGAAAGAAGCAACAAAAUUACUAAUUAGUAACAUCAGUGACAGAUAUAAACAAAAGGUUGAUGAUAAAAGCAAAUCAAGAGACUCGUCAGGUUACAAUAGAUCACAUUUACAUAAGUCCCAUUUCAGUGUCUAUAAGGGAAAAGUUCAGAACAGAAACCUGAAAACUACUACUUUUCUUAAUAUAACUGCAGGUCAUGUUGUGGAUGAUGUCUACAACUUUAACUUCAGUGGGUUUGAUGAGCCUACAAUAAAGCUUGGAGUCCAAGAAUUGCAUGUUACUGAACUGAGUGUUAAUACAAAUCCAACCAAAAAGGGGAAUCCAGAUGAAAAUAAAACCAGUGCUGAAAAGAAAAGAGAAAAAGAAACUAAAAACAAUCGAAACAAGAAGCAUCUCUUCAGUGACACAGAUACGGACCACAGAGCUGAUGAAAGUGUGACAGACAUUAGUUGGCUACAAGAAUCAAAUAGAAAAUCUAAACCACAGUUAAUUGAUUACAGUAGAAGUAAAAACUUAGGGAAAUCAAUAAGCACAGAAAAAACAGGUAAAUUCUCUGAACCUGCAUGCCAGAUGGAUUCAUCUAAAGGAGAAAAUAUAAAAAAGAAAAAGAUAGCUAAAUGUAAAAAACAAAGUUCCAGAACUGAUGAAAUGAUAGAACAUACCACCAGACCUAAACGACCUCGAAGAGCUGCAUUAGCGAAAAAUUACAAGGAACCUUCUAGUUCAGAGUCAGAGAGUGAAAGGAAGUCUUCAGCAUGUCCCUCUAAGAAAGAGAAAUCAAAAGCAUGGGAACAUAUAAAUGGGCAAAACAAAAAUGAUAGCCAGCGGAAGGAACUACAGAAUGUUAUAUCAGUGGAGCCAAAAAAGAGAGUAACAGACUAUACACAUAAAACAUUUACCAAAUCAAAGGAUUCUGCAAAUCAAAAAGAAGUUGAAAUGCCUUCAGAUGAAAGUCCUGUAUCUCUUGAGGCAAUGAGAUGUGCUGAAAGAAUAUCAGAGGGAGAUUUUACUCAAGAGCAUAUUUCUAGUGAAAGAUCGCCUGGGCUUCAGGAGUUAACACCAGAAAAACUGGAAACUUUAAACUUUGGGAAAGGAAUCUCUCCCAGCAAUCUCUGUCCACAAAAAAAGAAUAUUGAAGCUAUUCAUCUAAAUCGGUCCCCUGGGGCUAUUGUUAAAAAGUUAACAUUAGAAAAUAAAAGUUUCUCAUCUGUUUUAACUGCAGCAUCUUUGUUCAGCUUAACUCCAAUAACCACAUAUAAAACUCUUAGUGAAAAACAUGCAGAGGGAUCUGUAACUGGAACAUGCGAUGCUAAUGAAGAUUCGAGUCUUAGGAACUGCUCUUCAGAGAAACUUUCUGCUGAAGGAAAGCAACAAGAUAUCACUAAACCUGUCAUCAAAAGUAAAGAAGAUUAUUUGCCACCAUCACCAUUAUCCGUUUCCAGUGGAAGUAAAGUACAGUCCUGGUGUGAAGAACCUUGUGGCCCCAUACAUGAGUCUGGACCAACUAUACAUACAUAUCACAAACGACGGUACUACAGUGAUAUAGAAAGCAAUUCUGAUGAAGUAGAAACAAACAAAGAAGAGAAAAAGAAAGGAGACAGAACAACAAAGCUGCUGCCCAGAAAAUUAUUUAAAACAGAUGAUGAUACUACUUACAGAGUGUCUGAAAGCAUGUCCACUCUAUCUGUAAAUGAUCUGUCUGUUUUGGAUGGAGAAAUUUGGGAACCUGGUUGCUCAACUAUCAGUAUAUGUCAGAAGCUCCAAGCAGAAUUUACUAGGAAAAUCCAGAGCCGUUCGAGGAGAAUGGAUCAUUUUACUAAGCAAUCACUAAGAGCUGCCCACCACCAUUUGGCAACAAUGAGUUAUCAGCUUCAUGAAUGCAGGAUCAGGCAGCUGGACAAAUUUCAUUUUGCUAUCAUUGAGGAGCUUGAGAAUUUUGAGAAAGAUUCUCAGUCUUUGAAAAAUAUGGAAAAAGAAUUCUUGAAUUUUACGAAAAAACAUGCACAUACUUUUAGUACAUACAUGAAAAAUGAGCAACAGAGAAUUCAGAUUCUUAAAACUUCAUUUGAAGAAAACAUCCACCGCACCAUUGAUUACGAAGAACAUAUUUUUACUUCUGAGAUGCAUCUGAUGAAAGAAGAUAUGAAAGGACUUCAAGAGAAACUUCUUAAAGAAAUGCAAGAAGAGGAACUUUUUAAUGUUCGCAGAGGAUUGCAGACACUAUUUCUAUCAGAAGACAGAAAAUUCUAA
Rhea pennata is the source of this 4278-nucleotide messenger RNA. RefSeq names its product synaptonemal complex protein 2 (gene SYCP2). Gene Ontology annotation, biological process: mitotic G1 phase; male meiotic nuclear division; female meiotic nuclear division. Bases 1 to 4278 code for a protein of 1425 amino acids. The transcript is spliced from 43 exons. Gene Ontology annotation, cellular component: condensed chromosome, centromeric region; lateral element. The record is from RefSeq and is a predicted model, not a curated record. NCBI's taxonomy places the organism in Eukaryota, Metazoa, Chordata, Aves, Rheiformes, Rheidae.